AUGGCAUCGGUGGUCCAGCACGGCCGAAGAACAGGCUCCAGUAAGAGAGUAUCUUCAGCUGAGGAACCCAGCAGGAUGAUCGAACCCCCAGACCUCCGACAGGUCACUGUCUUAAGCAAACGAGAUUGGCAGAGGAUUCAAGAUGAAGUGAACCGGGUUAAUAAAGACAAAGAUAAUAUGAAGGAGGCAGCCAAACAGAGAGAGGCCCUGCAUUUGCAGUCAACGGAGGUGGUGAAACUCUGGUCCAAUACCAUCGCUGGUCAAAGGCAAAAAAAGUUAGAGGCAAAGAAGAACCGUGAGGAGGCUGAGGAGGAAAAAAGGAAAAUGAUUGAUCAAGAAGAGGCCAAAUUUCAGCAGCAGCAGCGUGAAGAGGCCAUUGAAAAAGCCAAGACUCAGCUCUAUUAUGAAACCAACCGUAUUAAAGGACUACACCGUGCCCUCGUGCUGACUGAGGUGCUCAAGGAGAGGGAGGCGCAGAUUGAACUGAAGCAAAAGAUCAAGAGUGCCUCCAAAGCUGUCGACAAAGAACUUCUGGAUCUGGAAAAGACCGAUAUUGAUGAAGCUUUGAGACAGGAGCAGGAGAAAGCACAUCGGAAAAAGCUGGAGGGACAGGCUGUGGUAGGGGACCUGAAAAACCAGAUGAAGGAACGUGAGCAAGUGAGAGAGCGUGAGAAGAUCGAGAACAGGAAGGACGGAGAGGAAGCCCAACGCCUUUUAGAACUCCACCAUUUGGAGCAAAACAUGGAAGAAGAAAGACAAGCAAAGCUGAGGAGAAACCUUAUGCACGGUCACCUGGAACACGUCGCCAACAGUGACCUCAUAAGAGCAACAAAUGCAAAGAAGCAGGAGGCUGAAGAGGAGCAAAGAAAACUGUUCCUCUCUUCCAGACAAAAAAUUAUAAAGUUACGGAAAGAAAAAGAAAAGCAAUUGUUCAGUGAGGCCCAGAUGCGAAGAGAGUGGACCAUGAACAAGCUGACUGUCACUCAGCAGGAGAAAACUGACGACGAGGAGCAGAGGAUCGCAAAGGCUGUCGCUGAGCAGGAUGAAAAACUGGCACAAAGGAAGAGAGAGGAGGAUGAGAAGAAGGCGGCCAUGUUGGAGUCAAUAACUGCACACAGGGAAUUCAUGCAAGAAAACAAGGAGCAGAAGGACAAAACAACCAAACAAAGCAUGAUGGGCACACUUAAGGCCAUGAAAGAGGCCGACAGAAUAUUUGAAGAGAAACAAAAAAUGAAGGCUCAGAAGAUCAAAGCAGAUGGAAGAAAUGCACAUGAGUUCAAUGCUACAGAAAUGGCUAAAAAAGGUGCCAAGCUCCAGCAGCAGAAAAAAGAGGAGCAAGAGUUUCAGGAGGACUACGCAGAGGUCAUUGCUAAAGAAGAACACCUGUUUCAACAAUACUCUCACGACCUCAUCAACGCAGCGGCUGGGGCUCAGCGAAAUGUGUUUCCUCUCUCCAAAGCGGCAGGGCAAGGGAUCGGAGGAGGGCUCGGUCCUACUUCUUGCUACCUCGUUCAGGACAACACUGGGGCUCAAAUGCCCAAAUAUGUCUCUGGUGCCACCCAGGACAUUAAAAGGCUUAAUGAGGCACAAAAUAUUCUUCAAGCCAAGAUGAGACUUGGGUUCACAUGGUCAUAGGUCUCUACUAGCUGCCAAUUCUGUUUUAAAGUUUUGAACUCAGUGAUUGUUUUGAUAACAUCAAUAAAAUGUUUUUGACUGAG
Molecule: messenger RNA, 1718 nt
Organism: Trematomus bernacchii (emerald rockcod)
Lineage: Eukaryota; Metazoa; Chordata; Actinopteri; Perciformes; Nototheniidae
Product: coiled-coil domain-containing protein 173-like
Exons: 9
Coding region: 1-1635 (544 amino acids)
Source: RefSeq, a predicted model, not a curated record